GUCUGGCACGUCCGGGCAACGCAAAACUACCGCGCCCCUUCUCUCCGCCGACCUACAUUCUCGCCGUAUUUCGAACUCUUAUCACUUAUCACUCUAUGAUUCCGCGUUAAUGCGUUAUCAGUUAACUGCAGUAGGCCGGUCAGUGUUCGACCUGUUGUAGCAAGUAGCAACGUUGAACGUAGCGUUGUGUCAGUCUUAAUACUUGACUUAAAACUCCAAACUUCAUAAAAUCUACUACCAAGCGCAACUGCACAAGUCACCCUUGUUGACUACCAUCGGCGGUAUUGUACAUUUCAUUUUUAUGAAAAUUAAUACUUGAAACAAAAUAAUAUGUUGUCAUAUCCUACAUAUUUUGAAUUUUAUCCACGUAAGGUGAUGACAUUAACUUUUAUAUUUAAAAAUGAUGAGGUCUUAUUGGGUAUGAAAAAUCGUGGUAUGGGAAAAGGUAAAUGGAAUGGAUUUGGUGGCAAAAAAGAACCCAAUGAAACAGUUAUUGAUGCUGCUAAACGUGAAGUAAAAGAAGAAUGUGGCUUAGAUGUGGAUGACAUAUCCAUGAAAAAAAUUGCUACUAUAGAUUUUGAGUAUGUUGGAUCAAAAGAAAUUUUGGAAGGCCAUGUAUAUUUAUGUAAAACAUUUAAAGGUGUCAUAGUUGAAUCUGAUGAAAUGGCGCCAAUAAAGUGGUUCAAAAUUGAAAACUUACCGUGUAAUAACAUGUGGGUUGAUCAUAAAUUGUGGUUUCCGAUGGUAUUGAAAGAAAUACCAUUUAAAGCACAUUUCAAGUAUUUAAAUGAUGAUACCAUGUUGGAUAGUACCAUACAAUUAUUAAACAUUCUCGAAAAGACCAAGGAAAUUUGGGUUGAUGUAAUUGUUAAAAAAGAUAACCAAAUGCUUAUUUGUAAUAAUCUUGAAGGAUCUAAAGACUUUAAACGGCAUGAAAAAGUUAUUAAAGGAGAGUCUUUGGAAAAUGCGGCCUUAAGAUACUUAAAAAGUAAUUAUGAAAUAACUACUGAGGAGGUACAAAAAGUAGCUGUUGUUAAUGUUGAACUCAUUGACAUGCCAUCUAUUAAAGAAAUUCACAUGUUUGUUAUUGAUGUUUCAAAACUAUCAAACUUUUCACCAUCAAAUGAUUAUCAAUGGUCCGAUAUAGAUAACAUACAAUUUUGGGGAGAUCAAAAGUUGUUGUCUACAUUAUUUAUAAUGAAACCAUUUAAAGCAUAUUUUCUAAUGGACAUUGAUGAUAUUUUAUGCAGCAAAUAUGAAGACAAUUAAUCAACAUCAACUACCAAGUUAUUAGCUUGGAUUUAGAUUAUUUAGAUGUAUGGAGUGAUUUUUAAAGAAACUAUUUUUUUUUGUAUCAGAAUGGAGUCCCACUGUUUCAUUCAGGUUAUCUAAGAUUUGACAUUCUUCUCUAGCUUCUGUGAAUAUUGUACAGUGCAUGAUUAUAUGUUACAUCGUAAUGUUUUUGUUGCAUGAGGUUCUGUUUAUAUGAUUUAUUCUUUACUGCUUAAGCCUUUGAGUUUUGGCCAGAGUUCAACGGAGGUUAAAUUCUCUUAAUUUAUUUUCUGUUACUUGUGCCAUUUUGAGUUCUAAAAAUGUAUACAAUAUUUAUCAACAUUCUUUGCAUGUGAACUAAUGACAAAAAGUAAAGUAAUUUGGUAUUAGAAUUACAAAUUACAUUUCAGAUAUUAUUGUUUGUAUAUAAUGUCUAGUUUCCACAUUCAACUAUAGUUACUCCAUAACUUAUAGGUCGUUCUUAAGUAAGGUUUGAAAGUGAUAGGAGUUACACAAUAUUCUAUAAUCUCGAUUCAUAGACUAAGCUAGAAAUCUGAGCUUUACAGUGGUGAGCUUAAUAAUCAAACAUUUUAAAUGCUUAUUUUGCAUAAGUAUUUUGUUAAUUUUAGGGAAAAAGUAUGUUUUUUUUUUUACACACGUUUUAUGCAUAUUAAAUAUUUUCUAAAAACAAAUUAAUCUUUUUCUUUCUCAAGUUGUAAUAAUAAUAUAAAAUAUAAAACUCUUCUUCUACUUGCUCUUCCGCAUGCGUCUUCUAUCCCACCAAAAUCCUCUUAUUAAAAACGUCCUCUGUGGAAAGGACCUCAUUGUUCCUCUCUAACUCAGGAAAUCCAAGGCGCAGACUAAAAAGGAAAUAGUGUCGUGACCUCCUACAGCUUCCAAUUUAAAAUAUACAAUAUAUAUAUAUAUAUAUGUAAUAUUUAUAUACGAUUCCAACCAUCGACAAUUAAAAAAAAAAAAAAUAUGUGUAAGUAAUUCAUACUUAGUGUUGCCAGUGGCUUCUUAUUCGACUUUUAACGUCCCUGUUUUCUCUUAACACAUAAACUUAUUGUACAUUACUUGUAUAGAUUAUUUAUUUCUAAUAAAUAUUUAAAAAAAAAAAAAAGUAUAAAACUCAAUAUUAUUUAAUAUAGGUACUUAUUUGUAUUGUCGCAGUCUACUAUUAAUUUAAAGACAAUGGUAAUCUCUAUCGCUGUAAUAUUCCAAUGUAUUCUCAUUUCAAAUAUAUUUUUUUCAAUUCAAUAAAAUUUCAAAACAGUAAUCAA
Myzus persicae (green peach aphid) is the source of this 2555-nucleotide messenger RNA. RefSeq lists its product as uncharacterized. The coding region runs from base 331 to 1269 and encodes 312 amino acids. Gene Ontology annotation, biological process: DNA protection. Gene Ontology annotation, molecular function: 8-oxo-7,8-dihydroguanosine triphosphate pyrophosphatase activity. Lineage: Eukaryota; Metazoa; Arthropoda; Insecta; Hemiptera; Aphididae. The transcript has 8 exons. The record is from RefSeq and is a predicted model, not a curated record.